AUGCCUCCGCGACUCUUCAGCUGCUCGGAAGACCAUCGCACAGGAGCCGUAUGCUCCAUGUGCAGGCGCCGUACACUCCAUGUGCAGCCGUUGAAUUCAAAUGACGUUUCUGGAUUCUACCAAUUUCUGGAAGAGAGGAACCCGCUAUUGGUGAAAAACGAUGACUCGUUGAGAGAAAUCUGGCAACAAGCAUUUAAUUGCUUCUUCCCCAGUUUUACCAGUGAAAUGACAGAUGUGGACAUCUGCACUGGGAAGGAGCAGCUGGAGACUCUCUCAAUGACUGUGUUUGAAAUGCAGAUGACUGCUCACAGCUACAGUGUCUACAAUGCUGUCUAUGCCAUUGUGCAUGCUUUGCAUGCGAUGAAGUCCUCAGUGUUCAACCAAAGGUCAAAGAUAGACAGAGGGAGACAGAGCCUUAAUCAACAAUCAUGGAAGAUCCAUCCCUUUCUUAGACGUGUGUCAUUUAACACCAGCAGCGGAGCAAUUAUUUCUUUUGAUGAAAAUGUCUCUUCCAUUCAUGGACAGAUCCAGCCCAUUUCCUUGUGCAAUGAUAAAUGCCAUUCAGGCUAUAGAAAGACCAAGAAAGAGAGCAAACACUUUUGCUGCUAUGACUGUAUCCCCUGUUCAGAAGGGAAGAUCUCAAACCAGACAGAUAUGGAUGAUUGCCUUCUGUGUCCACCUGAUCAUUAUCCAAAUAAAGACCAUGAUUCAUGCAUUCCCAAAUACAUAAGUUACCUAUCUUAUGAAGAAAAUCUAGGCUUUGGACUGAGCACUGUGGCUUUUGUGCUUUCCUUCAGCACAAUUUCUGUACUUGGAAUCUUCAGGAAGUACCACAAUACUACCAUUGUCAAGGCCAACAACCGCAGCCUCUCCUACACCCUCCUCAUCUCCCUCCUCCUCUGCUUCCUUUGUUCUCUGCUCUUCAUUGGCCAACCCACAAAAGUGACAUGCCUCCUUCGACAAACAGCUUUUGGAAUCAUCUUCUCAGUGGCACUUUCUUGCCUGUUGGCUAAAACUAUCAUUGUGGUUCUUGCUUUCCUAGCCACCAAGCCAGGAUCACAAAUGAGGAAAUGGGUUGGAAAACAAUUAGCUCUUUCCAUUGUGCUCUUCUGCUCCCUUAUCCAAACUCUCCUUUGUGUGAUCUGGUUAUCCAUCUCUCCUCCAUUUCCAAAUAGUGACAUGAACUCUCUAAACAAUGAAAUCAUUCUAGAAUGCAAUGAAGGAUCUGUUGCAAUGCUUUAUUGUAUCUUGAGCUUCAUGGGCCUUUUAGCUAUUGUUAGCUUUGUUGUAGCUUUCCUAUCUAGGAAAUUACCAGACACUUUCCAGGAAGCCAAAUCCAUCACUUUCAGUAUGCUAGUCUUUUGCAGUGUCUGGUUGUCUUUUGUUCCUGCCUACGUGAGCAGCAAAGGGAAAUAUAUGGUGGCUGUGGAGAUCUUUGCCAUCUUGGCUUCCAGUGGGGCACUAUUAGGUUGUAUCUUUGUCCCCAAAUGCUAUAUUAUUUUGUUGAGACCUGAUCUGAAUAAAAAGGAACAUUUGAUCAAAGGAAUCAAGUAA
This is a messenger RNA of Thamnophis elegans (Western terrestrial garter snake), 1554 nucleotides long. RefSeq names its product vomeronasal type-2 receptor 26-like. Gene Ontology annotation, molecular function: G protein-coupled receptor activity. The record is from RefSeq and is a predicted model, not a curated record. Gene Ontology annotation, biological process: G protein-coupled receptor signaling pathway. The transcript has 5 exons. Bases 1 to 1554 code for a protein of 517 amino acids. Gene Ontology annotation, cellular component: membrane. Lineage: Eukaryota; Metazoa; Chordata; Lepidosauria; Squamata; Natricidae.